UGGUUCUUUGCAUUUUAGUUUACAGUUGCAGUUUUUCUAUAUUUUUAUAUGAUUCUAAUAUUCAAAUGUUAAAAAUCAUAUAAGAAUAGAAUAGUUUAUAUUACUUAUAUCAUUUUGGACAUAUUCAUGCUGUGUCUGUUACUUUAUUGACUGAAACAAUGGCUAUGUUUCGAUCGUCUCCUAGAGACGUCGUAUAUCGUCCUCCUAUUAAAAGAAAUUGUGAUACAAACCCUGAGACUUACUUUUGUAAUAUCUGUUUUGAUGGCUGGGACAGCGAGACUGAGGUGGAAAUACAUCGUUCUGUAGCCCACAGGAGGGAAAUUAUGAAACUAAUGAAAAAUUCCAGAGCCACAUACUGUUGUAGGUUAUGUGUCAAACCGCAUUUAACUUACGAAGGAUUAUUAAAGCAUAUCAAAGUUCGUCAUCUUCUUAGUGAUGAGAACGCAACAAGAGUUGAAAGAGAAAUAUUUAUUUGCAACACAUGUUCUGCGCUAUUCUUCAACAAAUUGUUAAUGCAAGUCCAUAUAAUAACAUUUCAUAUGGGUGUUGACAAAGACGCGACAUUUGCAGCAUGUCCAAAGUGUUACAAGAUGCAAAGAAUUAAGUCUAUGUGGUUCCACUUUCAAGGUCAUCAUAUACAGAGUGUAUCGUGUUGCAAAAUAUGUUUGGAAAAAUUCAACAAUCGUGUCGACCUGAACAUACAUAUGAAGGAGCAUAAGAAAUAUUUAUUCUGUGAAAUUUGUCAAUACGAGAGUAAAAAUGAAUUAUACUUCAAAGAACAUUUAAAUACAAGACAUAAGUUAAAAUCGAUUGAUUUGAAAGAAGAUAAGAGAUGUUGGAAGGAUUAUUUCGUUCCACGAUCUUUUGGAGAUUAUAAAACAAGUGUCAUAUUAGAUUUACCAAUGAAAGGUGUUUCUUUAGCGUAUUUACAAGAACAUAAUAUAAGAAUAUGCAUACUAUGUAGAGAGAUAUGUAUUGGUGAGCAAGAAAUGGCAGAUCAUAUGCAAAAUCAUUAUGUGGAGAAAGCAAAUAAACAAUAUGAACAUAUAUGUACUUGCGGGGAAACAUUUUCAACAGUCAUUUUAUUAAAACAUCACAUGUUUAAGAACCAAGGACAUUGUAAAAUGGAGUUGGAUGAAGAUGAGAAUACGCUUGUAAUAACGUUUGACGAAAAUUCAUCUUGAAAAUAAACUGGUUAUAUUGACGUAGAAGACAUCGAGAAGGCACAGUCAUAACGGAUGUUAUAUUGGAAUUGCAGAUGAUUUUGGCGGUUUCAGGUGGCCGCUUGCUCGUUUGCCACCUUAUGAUGUAAAAAAAAUAUUCAGAUAUUCCACUGAUGUCAACAAAUAGAUAGGUGUAAUGAAAGACGUGUUUCUAAAAUGAAACAAAAAAUUUAUUUGAUCUAUGUUGUGGCUCAACAAUUUUUCAACACAAUUUAACCCUUAAGUGCAUAUUGUUGAUAAAAGUCUUCAAACAAAUGUAUAGUAUUUAUUUAAACCGAGGUUUUUUAACUUAUUUUUCCCUAAAUCUGAUAAAACCUAUACUGAAUACUUAUUUCAUUAAAAUAAAAAAUGCAUUUAAGGGUUAAUGCGAUACUAGCUUUCGCUCGAGACUCUUUUGGAAUUA
This is a messenger RNA of Papilio polytes (common Mormon), 1626 nucleotides long. RefSeq names its product PR domain zinc finger protein 15-like. Gene Ontology annotation, biological process: regulation of transcription by RNA polymerase II. Gene Ontology annotation, molecular function: RNA polymerase II transcription regulatory region sequence-specific DNA binding; DNA-binding transcription factor activity, RNA polymerase II-specific. Gene Ontology annotation, cellular component: nucleus. Lineage: Eukaryota; Metazoa; Arthropoda; Insecta; Lepidoptera; Papilionidae. The coding region runs from base 159 to 1184 and encodes 341 amino acids. The transcript has 4 exons. The record is from RefSeq and is a predicted model, not a curated record.